UCAGAGGCAGGACGCGUCAGCAUGGGAGGAGGAUUCACGAAUGUAACAUGCCUUAGGGUGGCAGUGAUCAGUUACCUGCCUCAUGUGGCCAUCCUGAGUGAGGGGCCGAAUCCCAAGGUUGGAGGAACACUCUCAUCUGUCCUGGAUAUUUUAGCGCAACAACUUGGCUUCUGCUACGAGUACAUGGUGCCUCAGGAUCUCGUGUAUGGCAAAGUCUUGGAGAACGGCACCUUGACGGGAAGUCUGGCAGCCGUAGUCAGUGGGGAGGCGGACAUGACGGGCCUGCUGACGGUGAAUGAGGCGCGCAUGAGACACCUGGACUUCACGGUGCCCCUCUUCGUGGAGCAGAUCCACGUGGCUGUGAGGCGUCCAGUGCUGGAACCUGACAUGGCUGGAUUUGUCAAGCCCUUUACAAUUUUUGUACGUUUGUCUGAUUGAUUGCUUGUUGAUGCUUGUCUGUGUG
This is a messenger RNA of Scylla paramamosain (green mud crab), 463 nucleotides long. RefSeq names its product glutamate receptor-like. Gene Ontology annotation, cellular component: membrane. The transcript is spliced from 4 exons. The record is from RefSeq and is a predicted model, not a curated record. Lineage: Eukaryota; Metazoa; Arthropoda; Malacostraca; Decapoda; Portunidae. Gene Ontology annotation, molecular function: ligand-gated monoatomic ion channel activity. Bases 22 to 438 code for a protein of 138 amino acids.